Molecule: messenger RNA, 957 nt
Organism: Caenorhabditis briggsae
Lineage: Eukaryota; Metazoa; Nematoda; Chromadorea; Rhabditida; Rhabditidae
Gene: Cbr-twk-46
Product: Protein CBR-TWK-46
Exons: 6
Coding region: 1-957 (318 amino acids)
Biological process (GO): potassium ion transmembrane transport; stabilization of membrane potential
Cellular component (GO): membrane
Molecular function (GO): potassium ion leak channel activity
Source: RefSeq, a predicted model, not a curated record
AUGGGGCUGGAAAUGUUCUCACUUCACACGAAAGUGAUGAAUGGGAUGGAAGGCCGGAUGCGUGAGUCGAACAUGCGUAUUCUGGUUGGACUGGGCGUCGCCGUUGUGUACCUUCUCGUUGGAGCCAUUGUUUUUGUUAGAAUCGAAUAUCCAUUGGAGAAAAUCGAACGAGAAACGUAUUUGGAGUACCAGAAUCAGUGGAGGGAGAGAUUGUUGCAGUUGGACAUUGACGAAACCGAAAUCGACAAGCUCUUCAUAAAUAUCCGUGAAGCGGCACUGAAUGGAAUUUGGAUGGACCGGAAUUUGACAAGUGACCCAAAUUGGACAUUUGGACAAGCUUUCUUUUUUGCUGGGACCCUUAUCAGUACUGUGGGGUACGGUAGAGUCAGCCCGAGGACCGAACAUGGGAAGUUGUUCACGAUACUGUAUUGUGUUAUUGGAAUCCCUCUAACAUUGGCUCUCCUAUCUGCGAUUGUUGCCAGAAUGCGUGAGCCGUCCCAUCGGCUCCGCGGAUUAUUGAACCAGAGAUUGGGACACCUUUUUACUGUCAAUCAUAUUCAACUAAUCCACGUGGGCGUCGUCCUUGCUGCUCUUCUCAUUUUCGUCUUCGCAAUUCCAGCAUGGAUUUUCUCAUCGAUAGAAACCGAAUGGACGUAUUUGGACGCAUUUUACUACUGUUUUGUGUCUCUAACUACCAUAGGAUUAGGAGAUUUCGAACCGGGAGACGACCCAAAUCAAUCGUUCCGUGGAUUAUACAAAAUUGGAGCUACAGUAUACCUGAUGGGCGGUUUGUGUUGUAUGAUGUUGUUCUUGGCGACGCUUUAUGAUAUUCCACAGUUCAAUUUGACUGCGUUCUUUGUCAAAAAUGAUGAGGAGAUGAGAUUCAAUGAGGACGAAGGAAAAUAUGGAACACUGGAUUCCAAUACUGUGGAAAAUGGCUACUAUGCUCAACAAUAG